This is a messenger RNA of Micromonas pusilla CCMP1545, 1740 nucleotides long. RefSeq lists its product as uncharacterized. NCBI's taxonomy places the organism in Eukaryota, Viridiplantae, Chlorophyta, Mamiellophyceae, Mamiellales, Mamiellaceae. The transcript is spliced from 3 exons. The record is from RefSeq and is a predicted model, not a curated record. Gene Ontology annotation, cellular component: endosome membrane; PAS complex. Gene Ontology annotation, biological process: phosphatidylinositol biosynthetic process. The annotation marks the transcript as partial.
CCCCAGAGCGCGCUCAGGAACCUCUCGGACAAACUCUACGAGAAGCGGAAGCACGCGGCGCUGGAGGUGGAGCAGCGCACGAGGCUCAUCGUCGAGGCGAACGACCCGUCGCGACUCGACGCGCUCGUUCGCCUGCUCGUGAACAAGUACGCCAAGUCAGCCUCAGCGAACCACCGCAAGGGCGGGCUCAUCGGCCUCGCCGCGAUGACCGUGGGGCUCGCCUCGGCCUCGGACGCGGCGUCCUCCAAGCGCGCGCUCGACGCGAUCGUGCCGCCGGUGUUGACCGCGCUCACGGAUUUCGACGACCGCGUGAGAUAUUACGCCUGCGAGGCGCUCUAUAACAUCGCGAAGGCGACGCGCGAGCGGUUCUUGCGUUACUUGAACCCCGUGUUCACGGAGCUGUGUAAGCUCAGCGCGGACGCCGACGCGAACGUGCAAAACGCGGCGAGUCUGUUGGACCGCCUCCUGAAGGACAUCGUCGCCGAGAGCGGGGAGUUUGACUUGCGCGAUUUCGCGCCGCUCAUCGUCGAGCGAAUCGGAAGCGUGAACCCGCACGUGCGGACGUUCCUGAUCGGAUGGAUAACCACCCUGGACAGCGUCCCGGACAUCGACGUCCUCGCGCACGUGCCGAUGUUCUUAGACGGUCUGCUGAAGAUGUUAUCCGAUCCGAACCGAGAGAUUCGCACGCGCGCGGAUGCCGCGCUGAGCGAGUUUUUACUGGAGGCGCGCGCGGGCGGGGAUCGAUGGGCGAGAGGCGCGGACGACGUCCUCUCCGCGGUGACGCCCUGCUGCUCGCACGCGGAACCGCGCGUCCGCGAGCUCGCCGUCGAGACUUCCAGCGCGCUGUUGACAGCGACCGUGGCCGCGCUGAAGCUCGCCCCCGAAGCGAGCGCCGGCGCGCGUUUGAACGUGAAGGGCGUCUCUCGCGCGUUGCUCGGCGCCGUCGGCGCGGGCGCGGGCGUGCGCACGAGACUGGAAGCCCUGCGGUGGUACCGCACGCUGCUCCGCACGUCCCCCGGGGUGUUCCGCGGGAUGAUCGUGGAGAGAGACGACGGCGACGGCGACGGCGACGGCGACGACGGCGGCGACGCGACGCUGGAGACGCUGCUCGCGUCGCUGUCGCACGAGGACGACGACGUCGUGCGAGGCGCGACGGAGGUUGUCGCCGGCGGAGACGAUUUGCUCACGCGGAGAGGCGCGACGGUGAUCCGAAGGCUGUGCGCCGAGCUCGGCGCGGAGAGAGUCUUCACGAAGACGUCCUCCGUCGUCGUCGCCGCGGCGUCCACCGGGGAGCCGUCCGCGCUCGCGUUCGCGGCGGCGAUGACCGAGGCGUUGAACGUCAUCUUGCUCACGUCCCCGGAGUGCGCGAAGAUGCGCGCGACGCUCGGCGGCGACGACGGCGACGACGCGGCGAAAGCGCUGUUCGCCGCGUUGUAUCCGUGCUGGUGCCACGGCGCCGUCGCGACCGUCGCGCUGUGCCUGCUGUGUGUCGCGGACGCGCACGCGGCGGCGGUGGUGACGUCGCUGUGCGAUCACGAGUCCGAGAUCACGCUGCGCGCGCUCGUGCAGAUCGAUCAACUCGUCAAGUUGAUCGAGUCCCCCGUGUUCGCGCGGCUUCGAAUGCGGUUGUUGACCCCGCGCGCGCACCCGGGCGCGGCGAAGUGUUUGUACGCGCUGUUGAUGGUGCUUCCGCAGAGCGGCGCGUUUCGGACGUUGAAGGGGAGGCUCGACGCGGUCCCC